UGCGACAUUUGAACUUGGGCUUACUUUUUAUCGGCUGGAAUGAGUUGGUCCUGCAGCCGCUCCACAACCUGUUCAUGGGGGACACGAAGGAGCAGCGCAUCCUGCGACAUGUGCUCCAGCACGCGGUGGCCGGGGACCCACAAAGUGUGCUGGAGGCCAUUGAUACCUACUGCUCGCAGAAGGAGUGGGCCAUGAACGUGGGUGACAAGAAAGGCCAGAUCUUGGAUGCAGUGGUGCGGGAGCAGCGGCCGUCGGUGCUGCUGGAGCUGGGAGCCUACUGCGGCUACUCGGCCGUGCGCAUGGCCCGCCUGCUGGAGCCCGGGGCCCGCCUGAUCACCAUCGAGCUCAACCCUGACUUCGCCGCCAUCACCCAGCAGAUGCUGGACUUCGCAGGCCUGCAGGACAGGGUCACCAUUCUGACCGGGGCAUCCCAGGACACCAUCCCCGAGCUGAAGAAGAAGCAUGAUGUGGACACGCUAGACAUGGUCUUCCUUGACCACUGGAAGGAUCGGUACCUGCCGGACACACUCCUCCUAGAGGAGUGUGGCCUGCUACGGAAAGGGACAGUGCUGCUGGCUGACAACGUCAUCUGCCCAGGAACACCAGAAUUCCUGGCAUACGUGCGUGGGAACAACCGCUUUGAGUGCACACACUUCCCCUCGUACCUGGAAUACUCCAAGAGAGUGGAUGGCCUCGAGAAGGUGGUCUACAAGGGCCCAGGCAGCCCAACACAGCCGUGACCUGCCACCCUGCCCUGGGAUCCCUUGCCGAGCCUAGCUAUGAAGGGCACAACACAUGUGCUUCUGCCAGCCCGCUUUUGCAGUUCUGGGCUCUGUCCUCAGUGUAGCACCCUUAAGGCCUAUGAGGCCAAAGCCUGCUGGCAAUGGCCCCUCUGUGCAGUGACCCUGGCCUGUCACCACU
Canis lupus familiaris (dog) is the source of this 921-nucleotide messenger RNA. RefSeq names its product catechol-O-methyltransferase (gene COMT). The record is from RefSeq and is marked provisional. Gene Ontology annotation, cellular component: dendrite; membrane; axon. Gene Ontology annotation, molecular function: catechol O-methyltransferase activity; magnesium ion binding. Gene Ontology annotation, biological process: dopamine metabolic process; developmental process; catecholamine catabolic process. Lineage: Eukaryota; Metazoa; Chordata; Mammalia; Carnivora; Canidae.